AUGGUACUUGUCACAAAAGGUAAUUUUAUUUGGAUCGAGCCCGGAAAAAAUGAGGGAUCGAUUCCGAUUGCUGCGAGGGUCAUUGAUCAAAAUCACGGAAGACUCAAAGUUAUUGAUGAUCUUGGAAAUGAGCAAUGGCUUUCAGCGGACCGACGUGUGAAAUUGAUGCAUCCAACUUCCGUGCAAGGAGUCGAGGAUAUGUGCCAACUUGGAGAUUUUCAUGAAAGCGCUAUCCUCAGAAAUCUGUUCAUUCGUUAUAGGGAGAAGCUUAUUUAUGCUUACACUGGAUCAAUUUUGAUUGCGGUUAACCCUUAUAUGGAUAUUGCAAUAUACACAGCCGAUGAAAUCCGUAUGUACAAAAAGAAGAGAAUUGGGGAGCUGCCGCCGCACAUUUUCGCAAUUGCUGACAACGCUUAUACAAACAUGAGACGCGAAAAACGCGAUCAAAGUGUAAUCAUUAGCGGCGAAUCGGGUGCUGGAAAAACCGAAUCGACAAAACUCGUACUUCAAUUCCUCGCGACAAUUAGCGGGCAACAUAGUUGGAUAGAACAACAAGUUCUUGAAGCGAACCCGGUUCUUGAGGCAUUUGGAAAUGCGAAGACAAUUCGCAACGACAACUCGUCGAGAUUUGGAAAGUAUAUCGAUGUGCAUUUCAAUGAAAGCGGUUCAAUCGAAGGCGCCAAAAUUGAGCAAUAUCUAUUGGAGAAGUCUCGAAUUGUAACACAAUCGGAAAAUGAGAGAAAUUAUCACAUUUUCUAUUGCUUACUGGCGGGAUUGUCGAGAGAUGAAAAAAGGGAACUCGAGCUUGGUAAUGCUGCUGAUUACUACUAUCUUAUACAGGGAAAAACGCUAACAGCUGAUGGUCGAGAUGACGCCGCAGAUCUUGCUGAAAUCCGUUCAGCUAUGCGAGUCUUGAUGAUUAAUGAACAAGAAACUUGGAGCAUUUUUAAGCUUCUCGCCGCCCUUCUCCAUAUCGGUAAUAUUCGAUUUCGACCAAAUAGCAAUGAUAAUAUGGAGUCUGUGGAUGUUGCUGAUCCAGCGAUUCUCGUGAGAAUUGCCAAACUCCUUCAGCUUCGCGAAGGAGACUUGCUUCAAGCAAUUACCACAAAAAGUUUGGUUACAAGAGAAGAACGUGUAAUCUCGAGAUUGAAUGGCCAACAAGCUGUUGACGCGAGAGACGCUUUAGCGAAAGCCAUUUACGGUCGACUAUUCAUUUACAUCGUGCGUCGCGUUAAUGAUGCAAUUUAUAAGCCAUCGCAAACGCGAAGGACUUCAAUCGGGAUUCUCGAUAUUUUUGGGUUUGAGAAUUUCGAUUCGAAUAGUUUUGAGCAAUUGUGCAUCAAUUAUGCUAAUGAAUGCCUACAACAGUUCUUUGUGCAACAUAUCUUCAAAAUGGAGCAAAAGGAUUAUGAUGAAGAGCAUAUCAAUUGGAGGCAUAUACGCUUUGUCGAUAAUCAGGCGACUGUGGAUCUUAUAGCUCAACGACCCAUGAAUAUCAUGUCGCUUAUUGAUGAAGAAAGUAUCUUCCCAAAAGGUACCGACAAGACAAUGCUUUUGAAACUUCAUGGAGCGCAUGGAAAGAAUGAGCUUUACCUUCAACCAAAAUCCGAACUUCAGCGAGCUUUUGGAAUCACUCAUUUUGCGGGAAAUGUGUUUUAUAACACUAGAGGAAUUUUGGAAAAGAAUCGCGAUUCCUUCUCAACGGACUUGUCAUCGCUCAUUGCCACAUCGAAAAUGCCAUUUUUGGCUAGGUUGUUUGAUGAUUUGGAAUAUGAUACUGGAUCGAGAAAGAAAGUGACAGUUGGAAGUCAAUUUCGAAAAUCUUUGGAUUCUUUGAUGGCACAGCUGACAAAAACGCAUCCAUUCUUCAUUCGGUGUAUCAAGCCUAACGAGAUGAAACGCGCAUUGGUUAUGGAUCGAGAGUUGGUAUUGAGACAACUGAGAUAUUCGGGAAUGAUGGAAACUAUCAAGAUUCGAAGAAGCGGUUACCCGAUUCGUCACGACUAUUACCAUUUUGUUUUCCGUUAUCGUGUUCUUGUUCCUGGAAUCAAAGGCCCAACGAAGCGAUUAGAUCUUCAUGAGUGCGCGAAGAUAAUUUGUCGCAAAGUUCUCGGCGCCAACGAGGAUUAUCAAUUAGGGAAAACGAAGGUGUUCCUAAAAGAUCGACACGAUCUGUUCUUGGAACAAGAAUAUUAUCGAGUACUCAAAGAGAAAGCGAUAGUGAUUCAAAAGAAUGUGCGAAGAUGGCUUGUCAAGAAGGAUUUCGAUAAGCAAAAGCAAGCGGCAAUACGGAUCCAAACCGCUUGGCGAGGUUACGAUCAGCGGAAGCGGUACAAGCAGAUCAUUUCUGGUUUCUCGCGCCUCCAGGCAGUUCUUCGAUCUCGACAGCUCGUGUACCAUUACCAAUCGCUUCGCAAGACUAUUAUCCAAUUCCAGGCGCAUUGUCGUGGAACGCUAUUAAGAAAGCGAAUUGGCGAAAUGAGAAGACGUGGUGAACAGAAAGCGCCGAUGUCUGAUCUAUCAUCGGCCGAUUCGGUCAUUUCGGAUUCACACGAGGAAGAAUUAGUCGAUCAUAUCUUUGAUUUCCUUCCAAGUGAUGGAAAAGACUCGGGAAAUGAAAAUGAGAGUGCUGAGAGCAGUCGUAGAGGAUCAUAUGCAAAAUUACAUCCAUCUCCUGCUUUGCCAACCAACACAAUGAAAAACCAAAUCACUGAAGAUGAGGAUUUGAGCAAAUACCAGUUCGGAAAGUUUGCCGCUACUUUCUUUCAAGCCCAGGCUACAUCAUUUCAUUGUAAAAAGGUCUUGAAGGCGCCACUGCUCACUCAUACAGAACCAAGUGCUCAAUUGGCAUCUCUUGCUGUUUGGACGACCAUUUUAAGAUUCAUGGGAGAUCUUCCAGAAGCAAAACAAAGUGGAACAAAUGGAACGGAAAUUUAUGAUAAAACUCCAGUGAUGAGUCGACUUUAUGCGACGCUCGGAAGAAAAUACAGUUCGAAAGAUGUUGAAGAAGCAUCACUUGCCAGCGAGUUUGUUGGAAGUCGUACACUCAAAAAAGGAAUGGGCAAGAAAUUAAUGAGCAUGACUCUCAAAAAGAAAUCGAAGCUGAAUGGAUCAGACACUUCUUCAAUGUCAUCGGAAGGAUCGCUUUCUGGAUUCAAUUUGAUGAUGAUGGACAACAAGCCUAUGAGCAGCCUCGACAAACUUCAUUAUAUCAUUGGUCUAGGUAUUUUGCGAGAAGACUUGAGAGAUGAAAUUUAUUGUCAGCUCUGUAAGCAGCUCAGCAAUAAUCCAUCGAAACUCUCCGCUGCUCGCGGAUGGAUUUUGCUGUCAUUGUGUGUUGGAUGCUUUGCGCCGUCGGAAAAGUUCAUCAAAUAUCUCUAUUGCUUCAUUCGCAAGCGCGGCCCUGCCGGCACUGGCUACUCCGUCUAUAUUGAGCAACGACUAAGGAGAACGCAGGCGAAUGGAACAAGGCAUCAGCCUCCAAGCUAUGUUGAGCUUCAAGCUAAUAAGUCGCAAAAGUCUGUUGUAUUGGCGGUGACAUUCAUGGAUGGAAGUGUAAAGACGCUUUGCGCGGAUUCUGCAACCACUGCUUCCGAGCUUUGCAAACAGUUGGCUGAAAAAGUUGGACUCACUGAAAGUUUUGGAUUCAGUCUUUACAUUGCGUUAUUCGACAAGGUAUCCUCGCUUGGAAGUGGAAAUGAUCAUCUGAUGGAUGCCAUUUCCCAAUGUGAGCAAUAUGCUAAGGAACACGGACGUCAGGAGAGAAAUGCGCCAUGGAGAUUGUUCUUCAGAAAGGAAAUUUUCAGUCCGUGGCAUGAUCCAAAAGCCGACCCUGUUAGCACCAACUUGACAUAUCAACAAAUUGUUCGCGGCAUUAAAUAUGGCGAAUACCGCUGUGAUAGGGAGGAAGAACUUGCCGCAAUUUGCGCCCAACAAUAUUAUAUAGAUGAAGGCCCGAUGGAUGUCAACAAGUUGGAGAAUUUGAUUGUUUCGUAUCUCCCCGAUUUUGAACUUAAUGGAAAAGAAAUGGCAAUAGAAAAAUGGACACAAAUGAUUAUGCAUCAAUAUAGAAAGAAAUUUACUGGGCGUCUACCAACACAAAUUGAAGUUAAAGAAGACGUUGUCACAAUGGCAAAAUCAAAAUGGCCUCUCUUAUUCUCCAGAUUCUACGAAGCUCUCAAAUUUGCGGGACCACCUCUGCCAAAGAAUGAAGUUAUCAUUGCUGUUAACUGGACUGGUGUGUAUGUCGUAGAUGAUCGGGAGCACGUUAUGCUUGAAUUCACGUUUCCCGAAAUUUCAAGCACCGUUUACGGAAAAGGAAAGCGAAGUACAACCGAUACUUGUACAAUUCGAACGGUUGCUGGAGACGAGUACACGUUCCAAUCACCAAACGCCGACGACGUCACUAAUCUCAUCAGCUCGUUCUUGGAAGGCCUUAAGAAAAGAAGUAGAUAUCUUGUGGCAAUCCGGCCACAGAAAAAAGAUGAAGCGAAUAAUUUCGUCGAGUUUGAGAAGGGCGAUUUGCUGAUUUUAAUCAACGAAUUCACUGGUGAAACACUUUUGACGGAAAGUGUCGUGAAAGGAGAAAAUGCAAGAACGUGUCUGUUUGGACUAAUACGAACUGAAAAUGUUUAUGUGCUACCAACUCUCACAAAACCAUCUAAGGCAACAUUGCAAUUCUUCCCGAAGGACAUGGAUUUGUCAUUGGAUCAACUGAAUAACAAUAAGCACGUCUCAAUUGUCGAUUAUAAUUCGGAGCCCUACACAUUGGCCUCAUUCGCUGAGAACAAUUUCAACUCGCCAGUUAAACGUGUCGGAUCGCAAUUAUCUUUAAUGACGUUGCGCAAGAAAGAUACAGUAAUUGAAAACUGGCGAUUCUCACGUGAACUUAUCGAUGAGCCUCUGUUGAAGAAGUUGAAAGAAAGAGAUGACGCGAGCCGUGGUGCCAUUGAAAUAUUCGCAACAAUAAUGAAAUACAUGGGAGAUGAACCAUCGAAAAGAAGCCGUCUUGGCACACAUCUGACCGAUCAUAUCUUCAAACUUCCCAUCGCUAUUGAAGUUCUCCGUGAUGAGUUGUAUUGUCAAAUCAUCAAACAACUAACAUUCAAUCCAUCCAUGAUUUCCGAGGAGAGGGGAUGGGAACUUCUUUGGCUUGUUACCGGAUUGUUCGCUCCGAGUGCUGCACUUGCUAAAGAAGUCUCGCAUUUCUUGAAGUCCCGACCACAUCCAAUUGCACUCGAUUGCCAAAAUCGAAUGCAGAAGUUGUCCAAGGGUGGAAGUCGUAAAUAUCCGCCACACAUGGUUGAAGUUGAGGCAAUUCAGCAUAAGACAACGCAAAUCUUCCACAAAGUCUUCUUCCCAGAUCACACAGAUGAAGCAAUUGAGGUGGAUUCGGCAACAAGGGCUUGCGAUUUUUGCCAGAAAAUUGGAUAUCGACUGGGUUUGAAAUCGUCUGAAGGUUUCAGUCUUUUUGUCAAAAUUAAAGACAAGAUUCUUGCUGUUCCCGAAACCGAAUUCUUCUUCGAUUUCGUUCGUCAAUUAUCCGAUUGGGUUCAUACUAACCAUGCUCUACAGAAGAAUACAGCGAUGGUUCCAAUUAACUACCAAGUGUACUUUAUGCGCAAACUUUGGUGUAAUGUGGUUCCUGGAAAUGACCCGCAAGCGGAUUUGAUUUUCCAUUAUAAUCAAGAAUGCCCGAAAUAUCUUCUUGGUUAUCACAAAACUACAAAGAAGGAUGUUAUAGAGUUGGCAGCUCUUAUUUUGAGAGCUAUUACUCAGGAUUCAAAGAUGGCUCCAUUAACUCAAAUUCCUCAACUUCUUGAGGAUCUCGUUCCAAAGGAUUCCCUUAAAAUGCAUUCAGCAAGCGAAUGGCGAAAGGUUAUCAGCAACGCUUAUGCUCGCGUGGAGCAUUUGAAAUCGGAUCAAGCCAAACUUGAAUUCCUGAAUUACAUAAGCAAGUGGCCAACAUUUGGUUCAGCCUUCUUCCCAGUUUCACAAUAUUCCGACUUGAGUCUGCCUGACCGCUUGUUGAUAGCGAUCAAUCAGAAUGGAGUGAACAUUUACCAUCCAGAGAACAAAACACUCCUUGUACAGUAUCCGUUUAACGUGAUAUGCAAUUGGACAAGUGGAAACACGUAUUUCAAUAUUACCGUUGGAAAUAUGCUGAAAGGAAACGAAGGAAAAAAAUUGUUACUGGACACAACUAUGGGUUACAAAAUGGACGAUCUUCUGACGUCUUAUAUCUCUUUACUUAUUUCAAAUCAAACCAAUCAUCCAACAGCCCACCGUGAAGUUGCCUUAUAA
Messenger RNA from Caenorhabditis bovis, 6303 nucleotides. The record is from the annotation of a GenBank genome assembly. Lineage: Eukaryota; Metazoa; Nematoda; Chromadorea; Rhabditida; Rhabditidae.